Messenger RNA from Copidosoma floridanum, 579 nucleotides. RefSeq names its product acyl-coenzyme A thioesterase 13. Gene Ontology annotation, molecular function: fatty acyl-CoA hydrolase activity. The record is from RefSeq and is a predicted model, not a curated record. Lineage: Eukaryota; Metazoa; Arthropoda; Insecta; Hymenoptera; Encyrtidae.
UUCAUGAAUGAAAAAUUAAAUUACUUUUCGAUCUAACCGCGUUGUUGCAUGAUUCGGCGUUAAGAGUUUAGAUUUUUCGCUACUUUGGUAAUAAUCAACGUUAGUCGAGUACUUGAUUCGUUACUGCAAACAUGUCGAAAGUAGCUGAGUUUAUUAAAGUGCUGUACGACGCGACCGCCAAGUCGAACACGUUCGGUCGUCUGCUAAAAAAUGUACAACUCAUAUCAGCUGAAAAUGGAAAGUGCAAAGCUGAAUUUGAAGUUGCAGAGGAACACUUGAACUAUGCAGGUACACUGCACGGCGGUUGCACAAGUACUCUUGUUGACUGUAUUUCCACUUAUGCUCUUAUGAGUUACAAAGAUAAAGGGCUUCCUGGAGUAUCCGUGGAUUUGCAUGUUACAUUCUUGAAAGCGGCAUUUCCUGGAGACGUGAUUUUAAUCGAUGCCAAGACUAUAAAAGCCGGCAGGACUAUGGCUUUUCUCGAGGUAGAGCUUACCAAAAAAAAGGACGGCGCUAUCGUAGCUAGAGGGAUUCAUACAAAGUUUAUUGGUGGAAAAUGAGUUGUUGCUUGUUUUUGAA